Messenger RNA from Medicago truncatula (barrel medic), 1029 nucleotides. RefSeq names its product acidic proline-rich protein PRP33-like. Bases 1 to 1029 code for a protein of 342 amino acids. The transcript has 4 exons. The record is from RefSeq and is a predicted model, not a curated record. NCBI's taxonomy places the organism in Eukaryota, Viridiplantae, Streptophyta, Magnoliopsida, Fabales, Fabaceae.
AUGGCACACAAUGUUAGGCAAGUGUACUAUGUUCCUUAUCCCCCAACUCUACCACGCAAACGAGGUUGGUCUGUUGCAAUCAAAACAAAACCGAGGGGCUGCAUCGAGACUGAAGAACCAAACGAAGAAGUUGCUUACCAAGCCGAUGAUAUGACACAUGUAAAUGAGAUAAUUGAAGUAGAUCAAGUUACAAGUUGGCAUGACUCUCAGGUUGAUCCUUCUAUUUUGGAGAUGCGUGAUGAAGUUGAAGAUGAGAAUGAAGACGUUGUUGAUGAUAAUAAUGAAGGGGACCAGCAAGACAAUCAAGUUGAUGAUGGUGAUGUCGAUGAAUAUAACUAUGCAUUCACAAUGCCUCCGAAAGAAAAAGAGAAAGGCAAGAGCAAGGAUGGCAGGAGGCGGUUCAAAACACACAUUGCGGAUCCAGCCACACUUGCCACAUUGACUCCCUUUCCCAGACCACCCUCUUCUUCUAGCCAGGGAUCGACUGGGUCAUCCCAAGCUAGUGCUGUUGCACCCGCUAGAUGGUCUAGUGUUGUUGCACCUGCUGGUUUUAUCCUCCCUACAGGUUACCAGUUGCCUCCUCCACCAACAUUUCCUCAUGGGCAGACCGACUUUAUGAUCCCUCAACAUCAACAACCCCCACCACCCCAACAUCAACAACCCCCGCCCCAACCCCAACCCCAACAGGGUGCUGAUGAUGAUGAUGAGGAGAUGGCAGAUUAUCCGCAAGAUGAUCAAGAGCGUUACAUCAUUGUGCCUAGCGGAAACUCUUUCAUGCCCUGCAAGCCAGCUGCCAGUGCCAUUAGAGACAUCAUCCAGGGGAGGUUUCAUGGAUUUUGGAAGACUUAUGGUGAUGUCCCAGAUGAUGAAAAGAAUGCAUGUGUACCUGGAACCCCAGGUACUAUGAUCAGAUCAGGAGGAACUUUCACAUUAGAGCUUCUGCCUGCCUCUCCGACAUGUUGCGACAUGUCCGACUUCGUCACGAGGCUGCUGGAAAGAGGCCCUACUGGAUCGGGGAGCCACUUAUGA